GCAAAAGCAUUGGGCCCAUCUGCUGAGAGACUGGUCCUGAGAGAACGUGACCAACACUAGGAGACACCACGAUCCACAAUCAUGGAAUUUUCUAAGCUACCCAAGAUGGCUGACGCAGAGCAGGAGAGUAUGAUGGGAUAUGUCCACGGUGUAUCUGGGCCUGUGGUUAUAGCCUCUGAGAUGGCAGGUGCAGCUAUGUAUGAACUGGUACGUGUUGGCCAUUCUGAACUUGUUGGGGAGAUCAUUCGUCUUGAAGGAGAUCUGGCAACCGUCCAGGUGUAUGAAGAGACCUCUGGAGUUUCAGUGGGGGACCCUGUGUUAAGGACUGGGAAACCCCUCUCGGUGGAGCUUGGCCCCGGAAUUAUGGGAAAUAUCUUUGAUGGGAUUCAACGUCCUCUUAAAGACAUCUCGGAUCUGACAAAAAGCAUUUACAUCCCCCGUGGAAUUAAUAUCACUGCUCUGUCCCGAGACAUUAAAUGGGAAUUUGCUCCAGAUAAAAACAUACGGGCUGGAAGCCACGUCACAGGAGGGGACAUUUAUGGAAUUGUACAAGAGAAUUCCCUUAUCCAACACAAGAUUAUGGUGCCACCUCGUAGUUGUGGGACAGUCACCUACAUCGCUCCUCCAGGAAAUUAUGAUAUUUCGGAUGUGGUGAUGGAGUUAGAUUUUGAAGGGAUAAAAGAGAAACUCACUAUGGUGCAAGUCUGGCCGGUGAGACAGAUACGUCCGACUACUGAGAAACUCCCAGCAAACUAUCCUCUGCUAACUGGACAGAGAGUAUUGGAUGCCCUUUUCCCGUGUGUCCAAGGUGGUACCACAGCCAUUCCAGGUGCUUUUGGGUGUGGGAAGACAGUUAUCUCUCAAGCUCUUUCCAAAUUCUCUAACAGUGACGUCAUUGUGUAUGUGGGUUGUGGUGAGCGUGGAAAUGAGAUGUCAGAAGUGCUGAGAGAUUUCCCAGAGCUCACAAUGGAAGUGAAUGGAAAGACUGAGACAAUCAUGAAGAGAACCACUUUGGUUGCAAAUACAUCAAACAUGCCAGUGGCUGCAAGAGAAGCCUCUAUCUAUACUGGGAUUACCUUGUCGGAAUAUUUCCGUGAUAUGGGAUAUAAUGUUAGUAUGAUGGCUGACUCAACAUCUAGAUGGGCUGAGGCCUUAAGAGAAAUUUCUGGACGUCUUGCAGAAAUGCCUGCAGACAGUGGAUACCCAGCAUACCUUGGUGCUCGGCUGGCUUCUUUCUAUGAACGUGCUGGACGUGUUAAAUGUCUUGGUAGUCCACGCAGAGAAGGAAGUGUCAGCAUUGUUGGGGCUGUAUCCCCUCCUGGAGGAGAUUUCUCAGAUCCUGUAACAUCAGCGACACUCGGCAUCGUGCAGGUCUUCUGGGGUCUGGAUAAAAAACUGGCACAAAGGAAACACUUCCCCUCUGUUAACUGGCUCAUCAGCUACAGCAAAUAUAUGAGGGCGCUGGAAGAAUAUUAUGAGAGAAACUACAGUGAGCUGAUUCCCCUGAGAACAAAAGCCAAAGAAAUUCUUCAAGAAGAAGAGGAUUUGGCAGAAAUUGUACAGCUGGUGGGAAAGGCUUCACUUGCUGAAGCAGAUAAGAUCACACUGGAAGUUGCCAAACUGAUCAAAGAUGACUUUCUACAACAAAAUGGAUACUCCGCUUAUGACAGGUUCUGUCCUUUUUACAAGACGGUGGGGAUGCUUCAGAAUAUGAUAGCUUUUUAUGAUAUGGCCCGUCAUGCUGUGGAAGCAACAGCUCAAGCUGAGAACAAAAUUACCUGGAAUGUCAUCCGUGAGAACCUUGGGGACAUUCUUUAUAAGCUGAGUUCAAUGAAAUUCAAGGAUCCGGUAAAGGAUGGAGAAGCAAAGAUCAAGGCUGAUUAUGCUCAGCUGCUUGAAGAGAUGCAGAAUGCUUUCCGCAGCCUGGAGGACUAAACCAUUACACUGAAAAAUCUAGAGGACUAAGUCAUAACACAUAUUGCUUCUACAGCACAGGUGUAUUCUGAUAAAUACAAUUUCACAUUAAGAAGGAGAGAAGCAACAUGUGUGCUGGAGCCGCAAAGUAGACUAAUUAUGAAAUGUUAUAAUUAAUAUACUUCAUUUUACUCUAUUUUAUAUGUAAAUAAUGUUUAAUUUAAGCUUUAGUGUAAAAUAUUUCCAUUUUAAAACGAAAUAAAGCUAUUUGGAAGUGAGAAA
Bombina bombina (fire-bellied toad) is the source of this 2196-nucleotide messenger RNA. Its product is annotated as V-type proton ATPase catalytic subunit A-like. Lineage: Eukaryota; Metazoa; Chordata; Amphibia; Anura; Bombinatoridae. Gene Ontology annotation, cellular component: proton-transporting V-type ATPase, V1 domain; lysosomal membrane. Bases 82 to 1935 code for a protein of 617 amino acids. Gene Ontology annotation, biological process: ATP metabolic process; proton transmembrane transport. The transcript is spliced from 15 exons. Gene Ontology annotation, molecular function: ATP binding; ATP hydrolysis activity; proton-transporting ATPase activity, rotational mechanism. The record is from RefSeq and is a predicted model, not a curated record.